GUCAAUCGAGGCAAUGUCUGUACGCGUUUCUGGCCGGACCUGGCCAGAGGGCCGAGGUGCUCUUCACUGCCUUCAACCUACGCGGGACGCCCCCAGAUGGAGCCGCAGUCGGAGAAUUACCUGCAUGUGUUCACGAGUACAUGGACGUGUAUGCAGAAGUGCAGUCUGCGGAGCCCGGCGAGUUGAUAAACUCGCCGUUCGGCGGCCGCUAUUGCGGUCCGAUCCUGCCGCGACGACGUAUCUCCCUGUACCGCGCGGUUGCCUUGUCCUUUUACACCGACAAGAAUCAGACGCACCCGGAACUAUUCGCAGGACGAUAUGCCUUCAUCAACGACAGCGAAUAUGAGGUCGGCACUCCCGUGCCGAACACGGCCUGCAGCUUUACGGUGCAGGCGAGUAAAAAGAAGACAGGUUUCAUUAUGUCGCCGACGUAUCCUGGCGCAUACCCGAAGGAUCUUUCGUGUACCUACCAGUUUAUCGGCGAACCAGGACAGCGUGUUCGGUUGGAGUUUCGAGAUUUCGAUCUGUUUUUCGGCGGACCACACUGUCCAUUCGAUUUCGUGAAGGUAUACGACGGCCCAGACAAUACUAGUGCAGUGGUUGGGACGUACUGUGGUCAGCAAAGGAACCUCGUGCUAUAUUCGAGCGAAUCGCAGCUGGUCGUACAUUUCAAGACACUGCAGCGCACUGCCAAUACGCAAAACCGCGGAUUUAAAGGCAUUUUUGAGUUUUCGGAGAGCUUCGUCAAAUUAGAUUUUAUAAGCGAACACGACGGCGAACACAUUCGUGGCUCAGAGUGCGAUCAAAAAAUUCUAAGCAAAAAAGAAUCCGCCGGUUUUGCGUACAGUCCAAAUUAUCCAUAUCCGUAUUUUCCAAAAAUCGUAUGCCGCUACUUUAUAUAUGGGAUGCAGGAUUCACAACAUCUUGAACGAGUGCGGUUAGAAUUCAUCAAGUUUGAAAUUCCAAGGAAUUUGACCGUCAAGGGAGAUAGUUGCACGGAUGGCUAUUUGAAGAUUUACCUCAAAGGCCAAGAAGCGACCGAUUCCUACGACAAAUUCGAUCAUGAACUAUGCGGAGCUGAAGAAAAUCAACCGAGUACUGUGGUUUCUGAUGGCCCACGAUUGGUUAUGGUCUUCAGUUCUGGCGAGUUACAAGGAAGAGGUUUCAAGGCGCGUUACAGUUUCGAAACGGAGUACAGAAUACCAGGUACGGCAGCUCCUGAUGGAAGUUGUAGCUUCACGUACAGAAGUUCGUCAAGGAAAAAGGGAGAGUUUAACUCUCCGCGGUACCCGAGUAAUUACCCAAGUGACACCAAUUGCACGUACCAAUUCAUCGCGGCGCCUAAUGAACAGGUCGCCAUCGUCUUCGAUCAUUUUAAAGUCAAAGCCGAUGACGUGAACACCACUUCGGGUGCCUACGGAUCUUCUGUUUGUCAAGAGGAUUGGUUGGAAAUAUACAAUCAAUACAGGGACGGUGCCGAUAUUCUAUUGGGUCGAUAUUGCGGCAUGACGGCGCCUGGCCCUAUAGAGUCGGCGAUCGACGCCAUCGGAAUAAAAAUCAUUUUACACGCGGAUCAGGAAAAUGUAGCAAGCGGUUUCAAGGCGCGAUACACGUUUGAGGCUGCUAAAUCAGUAUUCGGUGAUUGCGGCAGCAACGUGACGGGCUUGGACUACGGCGUAAUAUCGAGUCCCAACUUUCCGGCGAACUACGAAGGACCUAGUCGAGGAGUCGCUUCGCGCACUUGCAAUUGGUUCGUUGCGGCGCGUCCGCAACACAAAAUCGUACUUAAUUUUGAGUUCUUUGCCGUGGAAGGAGAUCCGGCCGCCCGUGGUUGUCCGGCUGCCGUCUUGCGACUGUGGUCAUCGCCAGGAUCGACGCCUGUUACGCCGCCUGUCGAAUUGUGUGGCGAAAAACCCGCAGCCGAACGAUGGCAGUACUCGAGUACGGGCGGAGCGCUCAGGUUGAGUUUUACGUCGGCGGAUAAGGCGGUCGGCGCGCAAGGGUUCCGAGCCGUUUGGACUGAGGUCAGUACUCCGGAAGACUGCGAUCAAUUCACAUGUGCCAAAUCCGGUUUUUGCAUAUCGGAGCAUCUGCGAUGCAACCGCGUCGACAACUGCGGUGCGGACGAUUCAUCUGACGAACAAAACUGCGCCGCGGACACGCCGGCUCGCGAGUACGGGGCUGUGGCGCUAGGCCUGGCUGCGGCCGCCGCCACGCUGUGCGGUGCAUUCGCGAUGUGCGCCUGGUGCCGCAGAGAACGGCAGCGUCAGGCGCGGCGACGGGCACGAAGGAGUCGCGGCCACCCUGCUUCGAGUAUCGGAUGUUCAGUCCGUGGCUACGACCCAUCGAGCAUCGCCUGCUCCGUCCGCAGACACCAGCCUCAGCAGCCGCCACCGCCUCCGCCUCCGCCGCCGCCUCCUCCGCCACACGUCUGCGACGAGAUCGGCGAACGUUUCUCCAACGGCGGCGACCGCACGAGCGUUUAA
Ctenocephalides felis (cat flea) is the source of this 2486-nucleotide messenger RNA. Its product is annotated as tolloid-like protein 2. Gene Ontology annotation, cellular component: plasma membrane. The record is from RefSeq and is a predicted model, not a curated record. Lineage: Eukaryota; Metazoa; Arthropoda; Insecta; Siphonaptera; Pulicidae. Bases 141 to 2486 code for a protein of 781 amino acids. The transcript is spliced from 14 exons. Gene Ontology annotation, molecular function: protein binding.